AUGACUCUGCUUCUCCUGUCGAUCCUGGUUCUUCCCUUCAACAAAGCUUUGGAUCCUCAGUGCAUCCUGCAAAAUGACUUUAAACCAGGCUUUAUGGCUGGUGGAGACUUCAUCAUAGGGGGAAUUUUCCCUCUGCAUUUUAAUCUGGAAAAGUCAGACCUAGACUUUACUUAUAAACCAGGACAAUUGCAGUGCAACGGGUUAAAUCCCAGAGCUUUGCGCUGGGCUCUGGCCAUGAGGCUUGCCAUAGAUGAGAUUAAUAACAGUACUGAGCUGUUACCUGAUCACAUUCUGGGCUAUAAAAUAUUUGACUCCUGCACAUACCCUCUCGCUGCACAGAGAGCAGGUCUGGCUGUUUUAAACGGGCCAAGUGAGGCGGAUCGGCCCAUGUGUUCUGUUGCUAGCCCCAUGCUGGCCAUCAUCGGUGAAUCUGGGUCGGCCGAGUCAAUAGUGAUAUCUAGAGUCUUACAGCCUUUCAGAAUCCCUAUGAUCAGCUACUUCUCAUCCUGUGCCUGCCUCAGCAACAGGAGAGACUUCCCCACAUUCUUCAGGGUGAUCCCCAGUGAUGCAUACCAAGUAAAAGCCAUUGCAAAGAUGCUGAUUCAUUUCAACUGGACUUGGAUUGGAGUGGUGCGAGGGGACCAUGCAUAUGGACGCUCUGCUCUCCAGGACCUGCUGAAGCAGCUGGAGGGUACAGGUGUGUGUGUGGCCUACCAAGAGAUGAUCCCCUCCCUGUAUAACAAACAGAGGACAAUUGAAAUCAUCCGAGUGAUGAACAGCUCCAGUGCACGAGUUGUCGUUGCAUUCAUUGGGGAGGGGGACCUCACUCAUUUCAUGCGGGACUUCAUGGAACUAAAUGUCACUGGAAUCCAAUGGAUAGCCAGUGAGGCCUGGGUGACAGCUGCAGUGUUCACUGGAAGCAAUUUCUACCCCUACCUUGGUGGCACCAUUGGGUUUGGGAUAAGGCAAGGCAACAUCCCACGGCUGAAGGAAUAUCUGAUGACAGUGAACCCAGAGAGAUACCCUACCAACCCCCUGGUUCUAGAGCUGUGGGAGGCUAUUUAUGGCUGCACUCCCUUCUCUUCAGGCAGUAGUAGUGAGUUGCCCUUCUGCACUGGGCAGGAGACCAUCAAAACGCAGCACUCAGCCUAUUGGAACACCUCCAGCACUCGCAUUACUUACAAUGUCUAUAAAGGUGUGUAUGCCAUUGCUCACUCCCUACAUAAUCUCAUUUCCUGCCGACCUGGAAGAGGCCCAUUCAGUAACUCCACUUGUGCAGACAACACCAAAGUCUUCCCAUGGCAGCUCCAGCAUUACCUCCAAGAAGUGUCUUUCACUGUCUCAGGAGAGUUGGUGAACUUUGAUGCAAAGGGUGACUCGAUCCCAUCCUAUGACCUGAUCAACUGGCAGAAGGGCAGAGAUGGCAAUAUCGAGCUGGUCAAUGUGGGCUUGUACGAUGAAGCUCAGGAGGUCGGGAAAGAGCUGAUCAUUUAUGACAUAGCUCUCACAUGGCCUGGAGAUCAGACUGAGGCAAGCUGCUCUCAGAAUGUAGUUCAGUACAUGAGAUGCCUCCUGUUGAAGUUCUGUAGGGUCAAAUGGAGGAACACUCCAAUAGUGCGCAUCAACAACUCAGAGCUGAGCUUCUUUAUCCUGAUCUCCUUGACACUGUGUUUCCUGUGUGCAUUGAUCUUUAUUGGAGAGCCCACUUCCUGGUCAUGCAUGCUGCGCCACACUGCUUUCAGCAUCACCUUCUCCCUCUGCAUCUCCUGCAUCCUGGGAAAAACGUUAGUGGUUCUGGCUGCUUUCACAGCCACCCGGCCUGGAAACAAUGUGAUGAAAUGGCUCGGGCCUGUGCAGCAGAGGAUCAUCAUCUUUAGCUGCACUUUAGUCCAGAUCAUCAUCUGUACAGCUUGGCUCAUAGCCUCCCCUCCAUUCCCGUACAGAAACACACAGUACCAACACUCCAAGAUCAUUCUGGACUGCAGUGUGGGCUCAGAUCUGGCUUUCUGCACUUUGAGGUUGCUCUCCUGGCCCCUCGAAGUGCCGGGAGCCACUGAGCAGAUUAUGCAGCUCACUUUAAGUUUGAUGCCAUUUGUGUCAAUGUUGCUGAUAACUGGACUCAGACCAGCAACAUGUAAAGCUAACCCGGUUAGCUGCAGGUUGUGGGCUGAUCCUCAACUGCCUGGUCUUUCCAUGAACGGAGAUUUUGUGAUUGGAGGGAUUUUCUCCAUCCAUUACUAUAUGAAAUCCGAACCGAACACCUACACCAAGCUUCCACUACAACCACAGUGUUCUGGGAGUAUGGACUUCAGAGAAUUCCGCUUCGCACGUGCCAUGGAGUUCACCAUUCACGAGAUCAACAACAGAACUGAUCUCCUGCCAGGAAUCACGUUAGGCUUCCAGAUACACGACUCAUGCUCUGCCGUGCCGAUGGCAAUCAAAGUUGCAUUUCAGUUUGCUAAUGGCUUGGAGUCAUCCUUUAAUGACUCUGAAUCCUGUCCAAAAUCUGCAGCUGCGGCUGUACCAGCUCUCGUAGGGGAGUCUGCAUCGACACCCUCAAUUAGCAUGGCCAGAAUCCUGGGUCUGUUUGGAAUUCCACAGGUCAGCAACUAUGCAACCUGCGCGUGUCUGAGUGAUAAGCGUCAGUAUCCUGCCUUCUUCAGGACGGUACCAAGUGACCAACACCAAGCUGCUGCCUUGGCAAGAAUGGUCAAGCACUUUGGUUGGACGUGGAUUGGGGCAGUGCGCAGUGAUUCAGAUUAUGGUAAUAAUGGAAUGGCAACGUUUCUAAAAGCUGCGCAGGAGGAGGGUAUCUGCGUGGAGUACUCGGAGGCCUAUUACCGAACACAACCGCGCAGCAAACUGGAGAGAGUGGCAAACGUUAUCCGCAGAUCAACAGCUCGGGUAAUAGUGGCGUUUCUUGCUUCGGGUGACAUGAAGUUCCUGCUGGAAGAACUCGCACGAGAUCCACCGCCUCCCCUCCAGUGGAUAGGCAGUGAAACUUGGAUAAUAGAGACCGAAUUUCUUAAAUUUAACAUGUGCUCUGGGGCAGUGGGGUUUGGCAUCCCUCAGUCAGUGAUUCCAGGUCUUCGGGAGUUUCUUCUAGACCUAACUCCAGCCCAAGCACUGAAAUCACAUCUACUGACAGAGUUUUGGGAGCGCUCUUUCAGCUGUAGCCUAAAAGGACAGACUGACUAUUCAGAGGGCGCGCGGGAAUGUGACGGUAGUGAGGACAUCCGCGCGCUGCAGAACCCGUACACAGACACGUCGCAACUACGUGUCACUAACAUGGUGUAUAAAGCCACGUAUGCCAUAGCGCAUGCCAUCCACGGUGUAAUCUGUAAUGAUACACAGUGCGACAAGACCACUAAAUUCGCCCCUUGGCAGAUACUCCAGCAGCUCAAACGUGUGAACUUUACAACAAAGAAUGGUUAUCGUGUCAAUUUCGAUUCCAAAGGAGAUCCUGCGGCUGCUUAUGAACUCAUAAACUGGCAGAUUAAGAAAGAUGGCACAAUUGAUUUCGUCACAGUGGGCCAAUAUGACUCAUCAAAACCAAGAGGCCAAGAGUUUAGUAUAAGCAGAUCUAUUAGCUGGAUGGGGGGACAAACAGAGGUGCCAGUGUCUGUGUGCAGUGAGAGCUGUCCACCUGGGACCAGGAAAGCUGUGCAGAAAGGAAAGCCUAUCUGCUGCUAUGACUGUAUACCUUGUGCAGAAGGAGAGAUCAGUAACAGCACAGACUCUUUAAAUUGUGUACGCUGCCCCCCUGAGUUCUGGCCAAAUGUUCAGCGAGACAGCUGCUACCCCAAGCCUGUGGAGUUCCUUUCCUGGGAUGACACUCUGAGCAUCAUCCUGACAGUGUUCUCUGUUGCUGGGGCCUUUGUGGCUGUGUGCAUUGGCGCUAUCUUCUACAAACACAGAACUUCUCCCAUUGUCCGAGCCAACAAUUCAGAGUUGAGCUUUCUGCUGCUCUUUUCACUUACUUUGUGUUUCCUCUGUUCACUUACUUUCAUUGGUCGACCCUCUGAGUGGUCCUGUAUGCUGCGUCACACAGCGUUUGGGAUCACCUUCGUCCUCUGCAUCUCCUGUGUUCUGGGGAAAACAAUAGUGGUGUUAAUGGCCUUCAGAGCUACACUUCCAGGAAGUAAUGUAAUGAAAUGGUUUGGGCCUCCACAGCAGAGACUUAGUGUUCUUGCUUUUACCCUCAUACAGAUUAUCAUUUGUAUUCUGUGGUUAACAAUAUCCCCUCCAUUUCCAUUGAAAAAUUUUAAACAUUACAAGGAAAGAAUAAUCCUGGAAUGUGGGCUGGGUUCUGCAAUAGGUUUCUGGGCUGUGCUGGGUUAUAUAGGACUCUUGGCACUUUUGUGUUUUGUUUUGGCUUUUCUGGCUCGGAAGCUUCCAGAUAACUUCAAUGAAGCCAAAUUCAUCACAUUCAGCAUGCUCAUAUUCUGUGCUGUCUGGAUCACCUUCAUCCCAGCUUAUGUUAGUUCUCCUGGAAAGUUCACCGUAGCUGUGGAGAUAUUUGCAAUACUUGCUUCAAGCUUUGGUUUAAUUAUUUGCAUUUUUGCUCCCAAAUGUUUUGUAAUUGUUUUUAGGCCAGAGAAAAAUACCAAGAAACAUCUUAUGGGCAAAGUACCAUCUAAGGCUCUUUGAGAUAUUUACAAAAAUAUAUAUUGAUAAGGGUUUCUUAUCAGAAGGUCUUUUAUAACCAUUGCAAUUCCCUUUUUUCAGUUUUAUGAUGAUCUCUAUGUUUUAUGUCACAAAAUGUAAAUCAUUGGAAUGAUUAAAAGGUCACACUGUAAAUGAAAAACACAAAUUGAUUUGAAAUAACAUUAGAUGUUAAUGACACAAAACGUUAAAAACCAUACAAUUACUAAACUAAAUAGAACUAGGAUUACAUAAAAAAAACAGAGCUUUAAAUUUGAGCUUUACAUUUUUCUGCUAAUGUACAGUUUAAAAAAGUAAUUUGUAUGGAAGCAAAAGGUAUGUUUAAAGUAUCACUUUCUCACUCAUAUGUGAUAAAAAAAAUAAUUUAUGUAAAUUGCAAUAAAUUAAAUUCAACUUCAAUUUAUAUUGAAAUUCAUUCAUUGAAAUUAAUUAAACUCUAAAUUCUGCACAACCCUGACUGACACUCUUUUCAACUUUAGUUUAAAGACAAGACAAGGCAACUAUAUUUACCAUAGUAUUGGACACAUAUGGGAUUUGGCCUUUGUCUUUAACCUGUCCUGUCCUUGCAAUAAAAACACAAUGAUAAGUGAACACACAAUAACAUGGCUAGUGCAUGCCUAGCAAUGAGCAGCUAUUGAUGUAACACCGGGGACGCAGUGAGGGUUAGGGGCCUUUAUCAAGGGCCUAAUAAUGACAUCUUGCAAAACCCACGUUUCAAACCCACAAUCCUUAGUGACCAUGAGCUAUAACUGCUAAAUUGCUAGUCUCCAUUGCUUAUAUCUCACAAUGAUGAUCAAUAAUACAUUUGUUGGCAAUAAUAAAUCUGAGCAUGUGCGUUUAUAAAAUCUUAAUAUAAUUCAUAUAUGAGGAGACUUAAAUGGCCUUUGAGAAACACUUCAAAAAAUACAUUGUUAAAGUUCAUUAAUCAAAUAUCAUUCUUAAAGGGGUACCAGGUGUGAUUCUAGAAUAUUCUUACCAAUUUAUAACUUACUAAGCACUUAUUGAAGUUCACGUGCAGUUCUAUCUCAAAACCAGUAGAUGUCACUAAUAGCCACUUUCGUUAAAAACUCUGACGUGCUAAUUCUAUGGAAGGCAAAAAAAAAUUGCAUCAGAUACAUUAUACUACUAGCAACAUAAAUAUAUUAUAUACCACCCAUGUCAAACGAUGUCUAAUUUUAGAACGUAUUUUAGUCAGAUAUUUUUAUAAAAUGACUACUCCAUUUUUGUGGUACACUACUCUACUGUGUAGUGACUUUGCAUAACUGACCUUCAUUAAACAGUCACCAGAAUAAAAACAUUUCUUUUGCUUGCCUUGA
Astyanax mexicanus (Mexican tetra) is the source of this 5981-nucleotide messenger RNA. RefSeq names its product extracellular calcium-sensing receptor-like. Gene Ontology annotation, molecular function: G protein-coupled receptor activity. The coding region runs from base 1 to 4650 and encodes 1549 amino acids. Gene Ontology annotation, biological process: G protein-coupled receptor signaling pathway. The record is from RefSeq and is a predicted model, not a curated record. Lineage: Eukaryota; Metazoa; Chordata; Actinopteri; Characiformes; Acestrorhamphidae. The transcript is spliced from 11 exons. Gene Ontology annotation, cellular component: membrane.